Molecule: messenger RNA, 2148 nt
Organism: Zootoca vivipara (common lizard)
Lineage: Eukaryota; Metazoa; Chordata; Lepidosauria; Squamata; Lacertidae
Product: myeloperoxidase-like
Biological process (GO): defense response to bacterium; response to oxidative stress
Molecular function (GO): heme binding; peroxidase activity
Source: RefSeq, a predicted model, not a curated record
AUGAAGCGAGUCCUUUCUCUCCUGAGCCUCUUGGUGGCCUUUGGAUUCCCACCAGCAACCGAAUCUUCCUCAGAAGGUAACACAACAAACCCUAAAUUGACUGGUCCCGACAUUUUAUUCAGCAUCAACACAGCCAAGCGGUUGGUGGAUCAAGCAUACAAGUUGUACCGGGAGAGAGCAAAGGAGAACUUGAGAAAGCCCCAUCUCACCCCCUCCGAUUUCCUGAGACAUUUAAAGGAACCAGUGGCGGGGACCAGGAAUGCAAUCCGGGCGGCGAGUUACAUGGAAACGGCAUUGGAUCUCCUGAGGAAGAAACUGCAGAAGGUCUGGCACCGUCAGUUCAACAUAACAGAUGUGCUAAGCAUCAAGCAGAAAGAUAUGAUCACCAGAGCCACUGGCUGUGACUAUCUGAUCCGCCCAGUCCGGUGCCCACGAAACAGCCCUUAUCGGACCAUCACAGGAGAAUGCAACAAUUGGAAGCACCCUCAUUUUGGUAUGUCUAACCACGGCUAUGCCCGCUGGCUCCCAGCAGAGUAUGAGGAUGCUGUGUCUCUUCCCAAGGGUCUCAUCCAGGGCCAGCUUUAUCAUGGACACCCCCUCCCACUGGUGCGGCAGGUAUCCAACGAGAUCAUUGCCACCUCCAACGAGAAGAUCACGGACGACCAGGAGCGCUCGCUGGCGUUCAUGCACUGGGGCCAGUGGGUCGACCAUGACAUGGACUUAGCCCCCAUGACUGAAACCAGCAUCCAGAACCAGGACGUCCACUGCGACACCAGCUGCAAUUAUGCGCCCCCCUGCUUCCCGAUUAAGAUUCCACCUGGAGACCCGCGGAUUAAAAAGCCAGGCGUCUGCAUGCCUUUCAUCCGGACCACGCCUGUUUGCAGCCCCACGACGUUCAUCCGCGAGCAGCUCAAUGCUAUCACGUCCUUUCUGGAUGCCAGCAUGGUGUAUGGGAGUGAGGAGCCUUUGGCAAGAAGCCUCCGGAACCAAAGCAACUCUCUGGGUUUAAUGGCGGUCAACCAGAACUUCACAGACGCUGGUCUGGACCUUCUUCCUUUCGAGAGAAAUUCAAACAGCCUCUGCCUCUUCACAAACAGAACUGCCAACAUCCCAUGUUUCGAAGCAGGGGAUAAACGUGUCACUGAAAAUCUGGGGCUGUCAGCUCUCCACACCCUCUUUGUCCGGGAGCAUAACCGAUUGGCCAGGGAGCUGAAGGCGCUGAACCCCCACUGGGAUGGGGAAAAGAUCUAUCAGGAAGUUCGGAAGAUUAUUGGGGCAGUGAAUCAGGUGAUCACCUUCAGAGACUACCUGCCCCUUGUCUUGGGCAAUGAGACGAACAAGCAGCUGCCUUUGUACAGAGGCUACAAUGACUCUGAGGACCCCACUGUCUCAAAUGUGUUCUCCAUGGCCUUCCGGUUUGGACAUGGUUCUGUUCCUCCGUUUGUGCCCCGCCUGGACCAAAACUUCAAGCCCCUUGUCCCAUAUUCCAAUGUCCUUCUUCAUCUCACCUUCUCUGCUUCAUGGAGAAUUGUAAUGGAAGGCGGCAUUGACCCUCUUCUCCGCGGCCUCCUGGCCAAUCAUUCCAAGCUGAUGAAGCAGAACCAGAUGAUUGUGGAGGAGCUCCAGGAGAGACUCUUUGAGCAGCUUGAGCUCAUUGGCCUUGAUCUGGCAUCCCUGAACCUCCAGCGGGGGAGAGACCACGGCCUACCAGGGUACAAUGCCUGGAGGCGGUUCUGCGGCCUCUCUGAGCCCCGCGACGAGGCCGAGCUCGCUGCCGUGAUGGGCAAUUCCCAGCUGGCAAAGAAGUUCAUCGACCUUUACGGGACACCAGAGAACAUUGACAUCUGGAUCGGGGCCCUGGCUGAGCCCUUCGUCCCCCAUGGGAGGGUCGGGCCCCUCCUGGCGUGCCUCAUCGGGACCCAGUUCCGGAAAACCCGGGAUGGAGACAGAUUCUGGUGGGAGAACCCUGGGGUAUUCACCCCCUGGCAGCAGCGGGUUCUGAGCGGCGCCUCGCUCUCCCGCAUCAUUUGUGACAACACCCACAUCCAGGAGGUGCCCCACGAUGUUUUCAAGAUGAACCACUACCCGAGCGGUUUCGUGAACUGCUGCAAAAUUGGACGACUGGAUUUGUCUGCUUGGAAAGAAUAG